AUGGUUGCAAUUGAGAAACCCAAAAAUUACAAUGUGGCGAUUGUUGGUGCAGGAUUCGCCGGCCUUCGAGCUGCAGAAUACUUUGAAAAAGUCGGUGUAAACUACACAAUUUUUGAAGCUUCUGACCGAGUUGGGGGACGCGUGUUCCCGUUUCAAUAUAACAAUGGAUAUCUUCAACAUGGCGCUGAAUAUAUCAAUGGAAAAGAAAAUGAAAUCUACAAAAUUGCUGAAAAAUUACAGAUUUUUGAUAAUGCACAACCAAGAACUCCAGAUUUAUACUUGUUCGAUGAUGGAACAAAAACAAUCAUCGAUCAAAAGCCUAUAAAUGACGCUUGGGAAGACGGAACCGACGACGAGGAUUCCGCAGUUUUAAAUCAUUUUGGGUUUCAUAGCAUUCUAGAAACUCUGAAAAAAUCGAUAUCAAUUAAAAAUGUUAAACUUCAUUCGAUGAUUACAAAUAUAAAUUAUUCAGGGGAUCAAGUCGUGCUGACCAUAAACUCGGAAGAGAAACUUGCUUUUGAUCAUAUCAUCGUCACAUGCUCUUUAGGCUUCUUGAAAAAAUAUGCUUCAGUCCUAUUCACACCGAAACUUGAUGAAUACAAAUUAGGAGCAAUAAAGGAUAUGGGAUUCGGAAGUAAUAUGAAAAUUUUCAUAGAAUAUGAGAAGCCAUGGUGGCCAGAAGACCUGACGACUCUGUUGAUUGCGAAUAGAAAUUCAAAAUUAAAAAUUUCUGAGGGAUUCACUGUGUUUCAACCAAACCCUUGGGCCAAAAAUAUUCUUGUUUUAUGGCUGGCUGGAGAAAGCCCUCGUCUAAUUUCAGAAAAAUCCGACAACGAAUUGAUGAAUGAAAUCACGAAUCAUUUGCGGAAGAACAUGCUUGAAACAUUCGUGCCGAAUCCUGUCUCCAUUUAUAGACAUUGCUGGAUUCGAGACGAGUUCAGUUGUGGAAGUUAUUCAUACUUGACGUCUGAAUCAGUAACAGACCAUGCAAAUAUUUUCGAAGAACUUGCAAGACCGAUUUACAAAGGAAUAUCGAGAAAACCAAUUGUGUGCUUCGCCGGUGAGCAUACCGACGAGAGUAUGUACCAAACCACAAUCGGGGCGCUAAAGAGCGGACUGCGGGAAGCGAGGGCAAUCGAAUCAUUUUAUAACGAUUGGCAGACAGCAUGA
Molecule: messenger RNA, 1170 nt
Organism: Caenorhabditis bovis
Lineage: Eukaryota; Metazoa; Nematoda; Chromadorea; Rhabditida; Rhabditidae
Source: the annotation of a GenBank genome assembly